Aspergillus nidulans FGSC A4 is the source of this 1239-nucleotide messenger RNA. RefSeq names its product protein csnD (gene csnD). Gene Ontology annotation, cellular component: cytoplasm; nucleus; COP9 signalosome. The record is from RefSeq and is a predicted model, not a curated record. Bases 13 to 1239 code for a protein of 408 amino acids. NCBI's taxonomy places the organism in Eukaryota, Fungi, Ascomycota, Eurotiomycetes, Eurotiales, Aspergillaceae. The transcript has a single exon.
CAAACCUUCCCCAUGCCAUCCCAAAAGAUAAUCUCCGCUCUUGCGGAGAUUGAAUCAUCAGCGAGUCCCCAGAACAAACUACAACUUUACAACGACCUUCUCUCCGAAACCGUGUCGGCAUCUCCCGAACCCCAGCUUGCCGACGACCUCAUCUACUACCUUGACUCAGUCCUAAGCGAAGACCUCAGCAUCGUCGCCGCCCGCCCUAUCCUCGACUCCUUCAUCUAUACUCUACGAAAACUGUCCUCCGAGACGCAAAUCAAAGUAGCCCAACAUGCUGUGAAUCUCCUCCAGUCCCGAUCCGCAUCCGUCGAGGAGCAAGACGCCCAAAUCCGCGAGAUCCUAGCAGACGCAUACGAAGCAGAGGAGGAGUACAUCGCAGCUGCAAGAGCGCUCCAGGGGAUUCACAUUGAUAGUUCACAGCGACUAGUCUCUGACUCCGCCAAAGUGAAACUUUGGAUUCGGAUCGUGCGGCUAUACCUUGAGGAAGACGACACAACUAGUGCCGAGGCAUUCCUCAACAGAAUAAAAAACCUGCCGAGCAAGAUCGAAGACCACGAGCUGAAACUGCACUUCCGGCUUUCCCAAGCUCGGAUUCAAGAUGCCCGCAGACGUUUUCUGGACGCCAGUCAGGAAUACUUCGCUGUUAGCCUCGCCGCUGGCGUAGAUGAGAGUGACAGACUCCAAGCCCUUGCGGCCGCUAUCCGCUGCGCUGUCCUCGCACCGGCCGGUCCACAACGCUCCCGCACUCUAGCAACACUGUACAAAGAUGACCGCGCGACCUCCGUUGAAGAAUUCGGCAUCCUGGAGAAAAUGUUCCUCGACCGCCUUCUCACUCCAGAAGAGGUAUCUGCGUUCGCGCAGCGCCUAGCCCCGCACCAGCUCGCACAAACCGCAGACGGAACAACAGUACUUGAUAAAGCUGUUGUUGAGCACAAUCUCGUGGCCGCGAGCAAGCUCUACGAGAACAUAAAGACCGACGCGCUAGGCGCUAUUCUGGGUCUGCAAGCUAGUGGGGAUCUGACGGCUGGUGAGAAGGCCGAAGCGUAUGCAGCCAGAAUGGUAGAACAAGGGCGGCUGAGCGGGAGUAUUGACCAGAUUGAUGGUAUAAUCUACUUCGAGUCAAAUACGACUGCUACGGGGAGACAUAUUCGGCAGUGGGAUGCUGGUGUACAAGGUCUUUCGGAGGGGGUAGAGCGAGUCGCGACUAACAUUGCCGAGGGCCAUCUGGUACGUUGA